Molecule: messenger RNA, 885 nt
Organism: Ananas comosus (pineapple)
Lineage: Eukaryota; Viridiplantae; Streptophyta; Magnoliopsida; Poales; Bromeliaceae
Product: endonuclease 4-like
Biological process (GO): DNA catabolic process
Molecular function (GO): endonuclease activity; nucleic acid binding
Source: RefSeq, a predicted model, not a curated record
AGGAGAUGAUGAGGCGAUCGCAUGUUCUCCUCCUCAUCCUCAUCUCCCUCCUCUUCCUAUCAAUCUCCCCGCCAUGGGAGGCCGAGGCCUGGGGCAAGGAGGGCCACUUCAUGGUCUGCAAAAUCGCAGAGGGGAUUGUCACAAUUCCAAAGGAGUGGUGGAUAUGUGUGUGGUCGGAGCAAUCAAUAACUACACCGAACAACUCUAUAGCUACGGAGACUCAACAAGUUCAUAUAAUUUGACGGAGAGCUUGAUGUUCCUCGCACAUUUUGUUGGAGAUGUACACCAACCUCUGCAUGUAGGGUUCGAGGCCGAUGAAGGUGGUAACACAAUAAUCGUUCAUUGGUAUCGAAGGAAAACCAACCUUCACCAUGUUUGGGAUGUGAGCAUUAUAGAAACUGCAAUGCGUGAUUUUUAUGGGGAUAAUCUUACUACCAUGAUAGACGGUAUCAAAAUGAACAUCACUAAUGGAUGGUCUCAUGAUGUUGACCACUGGGAGAAUUGUCCGAACAAAAGAGCGACCUGCGCCAACAGCUACGCCUUGGAGAGCAUACACUUGUCCUGCAACUAUGCUUACAAAGAUGUUGAACAGGAUUCGACUUUAGGUGAUGAGUAUUUCUUUUCCCGGUAUCCUGUUGUUGAGAAAAGGAUAGCACAAGCAGGUAUCAGACUGGCUCUAAUCCUCAACAGGAUAUUUGAUGGGAGUUCAAGUGAUGAUGGGAAGGUAUUGGUGCAGUGAAUUAAUUGGUGAGGCACAUUAACUGAAAAUUUGAAAUCUAGUGUUGCAGCUCUCUGUUGAAUAAAUAAAUAUCUGAUGUCCUUAUUUGAAGGAACUUUCUUAUUGAAUGCUAUUAUAAUUCUGCACCAAAAUUCUUGUUUGUCUAA